Pterocles gutturalis (yellow-throated sandgrouse) is the source of this 1873-nucleotide messenger RNA. RefSeq names its product actin-like 6A (gene ACTL6A). Gene Ontology annotation, biological process: nervous system development; regulation of transcription by RNA polymerase II. The coding region runs from base 1 to 1251 and encodes 416 amino acids. The transcript is spliced from 12 exons. NCBI's taxonomy places the organism in Eukaryota, Metazoa, Chordata, Aves, Pterocliformes, Pteroclidae. Gene Ontology annotation, molecular function: chromatin binding. Gene Ontology annotation, cellular component: NuA4 histone acetyltransferase complex; SWI/SNF complex. The record is from RefSeq and is a predicted model, not a curated record.
AUGAGCAAAAAAACACCCAAAACAUUCAUAAUUCUCAUGUACUGCUUACCUUUUGCCUUACAGGUUGAUUUUCCAACAGCCAUUGGUGUGGUGCUAGAAAGGGACAAUGGCAGCACUCUGAUGGAGAUAGAUGGUGACAAAGGCAAACAAGGGGGCCCAACUUACUACAUAGACACCAAUGCUCUGAGAGUUCCAAGGGAAAAUAUGGAGGCCAUUUCACCUUUAAAAAAUGGAAUGAUUGAAGACUGGGAUAGUUUCCAGGCAAUUCUGGACCACACUUACAAGAUGCAUAUUAAAUCUGAAGCAAGUUUGCAUCCUGUCCUUAUGUCCGAAGCACCAUGGAAUACUAGAGCAAAGCGUGAAAAACUGACUGAAUUGAUGUUUGAACACUACAACAUCCCUGCUUUUUUCUUGUGUAAAACUGCUGUUCUAACAGCUUUUGCUAAUGGGAGAUCUACAGGUCUCAUUUUGGAUAGUGGAGCAACACACACCACUGCUAUUCCAGUGCAUGAUGGAUAUGUACUUCAGCAAGGCAUUGUAAAAUCACCACUUGCAGGAGACUUUAUUACUAUGCAGUGCCGGGAAUUGUUUCAGGAAAUGAACAUAGAGAUAAUUCCUCCAUAUAUGAUUGCUUCAAAGGAGGCAGUUCGUGAGGGGUCACCAGCAAAUUGGAAGAGAAAAGAGAAGUUACCGCAGGUCACUAGGUCUUGGCACAACUACAUGUGUAAUUGUGUCAUUCAGGACUUCCAAGCUUCUGUCCUCCAAGUAUCAGAUUCGACCUAUGAUGAACAGGUAGCAGCACAGAUGCCAACAGUUCAUUACGAGUUCCCCAACGGCUAUAACUGUGAUUUUGGUGCUGAGCGUCUAAAAAUUCCUGAGGGAUUGUUUGACCCUUCUAAUGUAAAGGGUUUAUCUGGUAACACGAUGUUGGGUGUGAGCCACGUUGUCACAACAAGCGUUGGAAUGUGUGAUAUAGACAUCAGGCCGGGCCUCUAUGGCAGUGUGAUUGUAGCAGGAGGAAACACUCUAAUACAGAGUUUCACAGACAGAUUGAACAGGGAGCUGUCUCAGAAAACUCCACCGAGCAUGCGCCUGAAGUUGAUAGCAAACAACACAACAGUGGAGCGGCGUUUCAGCUCAUGGAUUGGUGGUUCCAUUUUGGCUUCUUUGGGUACUUUUCAACAGAUGUGGAUUUCUAAACAAGAAUAUGAAGAAGGAGGGAAACAGUGUGUAGAAAGAAAAUGUCCUUAAACCUCUUACUGUGAAAUCUGCUGCCUGCUCAGUGCUCCUUCUGUUUUAUAGCUUUAGCAUACUCAGGAAUGGGAUGGACUCUUUUUUGUAGAAAGUUUAUAUUGAAUUUUUUGCAUAAUUCAAGUUCCAUUUUAACAAACCUUAGAAAUUUUGAGAGACCUAAUUGGUACUAUCAUAGAAAAAGGAUGUUUACAUCCCUUGUAAAGCAAUAAUUCAUGUAACAAGCAUUUUAUAAUUUUGUAUAAAUGUCUAUUUUUCUCUAGUAACUUUUCCUGGGAACAGCUUUACAGGUUAGCUAAUAGAUAGAGGCAUAACCUUGCAAAUGCCCAUGCAGAUUUAUUAAAAAUCUCUUGUCUACUUACACAUAUUCGUCUUCCUUGCUGAUACUUUGGCCUUGAAUUGUUCUUAUUUUUCUCUUAGAAAAUAAAAUUUGGUCUUUUAUAUUUGAGCAACUUAGAGUACUUGCAGAGAAAGUAACUCUUCUGUUUUAAAAAUGGAAAGUUUGUAUUUAGUAAACUACUAUAGGUGACUCAGUUCAGUGUGAACUUUUACUGUCUCAUGAAAGUGUUACAUUCCAUGUAGUGAAUGUUAUAUUAAGCACUGGUUUGCUAAUUUUCUCUUA